AUGGCUCAACUGGAUCAUACCUGCCCUUUAGACCAACGCGAUCAAUACAAGACGAAGGCCACCUCAAAAGUCAUUUCUCAUGUCUAUCAUUCCCGUUACGGGGAACCAAAUAACGUCCCAAAAGUUGCACAACUACAGAAACUUGUGCUGGAGGACUUGCGUACCAACCCCAGGACCAUCACAGCUAUUGAAACAGAACUUGACGAUUUUGGUGACUCAUGUUUCCUCUACGCUUUCCUCUCCUUUGGUGCUUCAAUACAUGGCUUCCGUCAGGUUCGACCUGUUCUCAUAAUCGAUGGCACACAUCUAUCUGGAAAAUACAAAGGUGUCCUCCUCACGGCUUCCGGCCAAGAUGCAAACUUCCAAGUUUUCCCACUUGCUUUCGCUGUUGUUUAUGGAGAGAACGACAGUGCUUGGGUCUGGUUUCUCACUAAGGUGGAAAGGAUAAUCGCUGACUCCACUGCUCUUACCAUCAUCUCAGAUCAUCACAUCUCCCUUCUUAAAGCAAAGGCAAUUGUUUUCCCAAAGGCGCAUCACGGUGUCUGCAUCGUGCAUAUCAUGAGGAACGUUGUCUCCCGUUACAAGAGCAAGGGACUUGCCAAACUUGUUUGUGCUGCUGUCUUCUCAUUCAAACGCAAAGACUUUAAUGACAACUUUGGGAAAAUCCGGCAAACUAAUCCAGCUUGCGCCAAAUACCUAGAAGACAUUGGCACCGCUAUGUGGUUGAGGACUUACUUCCUAGGGAACCGAUACAAUCUUCUUACCAGCAAUGUCGCCGAGCAACUCAACAAUGCUUUGAAGAAAUCCAGACCAUCCCCAAUUGUUGAGUUAUUCAUGUUCAUCCAGAGGAUGUUGACACGUUGGUUUUCAGGUAGGAGAACCAAGUCUUCAAAACACAGGGGCGCGGUCACCCCAGAAGUCACUGCUGUUAUUGAAACACACAUAAGGUUAACCAAAGGUAGUAAAAUCGCAAACAUCACAGAUUGGAGCUAUCAAGUCAAGGGUGUUUUUGGCCAUUCAUACACCGUUGCUUUAGACAACAAAGUCUGUUCUUGCAAAGUUUUCCAAAAGCUCAAAAUACCAUGCGGACAUGCGUUGCUAGUUGCUGACUAUGUCGGUCUCCCCCAUGUCCAACUCGUUGGAGACUGCUACAAAACCCAGUCAUGGAAAGACAUGUACUCUGGUGUCAUCUACCCGGAGGCUCCGUUUGGAGAGCUCCAUAUCCCUCCCGCUAUUGCUUCUCUCAAUCUACAGCCUCCUAAUACCCGUCGUCCUUCAGGCCGUCCUAAGGACCAACGCAUCCCCUUUACUGGUGAAAUUCAGGUCAGCAAAAUAUAA
Messenger RNA from Brassica oleracea var. oleracea, 1338 nucleotides. RefSeq lists its product as uncharacterized. The transcript is spliced from 2 exons. The record is from RefSeq and is a predicted model, not a curated record. Gene Ontology annotation, molecular function: zinc ion binding. NCBI's taxonomy places the organism in Eukaryota, Viridiplantae, Streptophyta, Magnoliopsida, Brassicales, Brassicaceae. Bases 1 to 1338 code for a protein of 445 amino acids.